AUGGUUUUUGGUGUGACGAUCAUUGCCAAAGAAUGCGUUAUUAACAUCCUUGACCGGCCCGUUAAACAGACUGCUCUCCAGGAACUUACGCCUUUCAAUAGAGAGAUUAUUGAAAUUGUGACCGGUUUUUUCCGCAGCAACAUUCUUCACCACGGGCUCGUUGUUCCCGAGGGCUCUCUAUACCUUCCAAUCAAAGAGAUUGUUGAAACUAUAAAGUAUCAAGGUAACAAGAAUGGCAUGGGGACGGGGGCAUAUGCUAGGUCUGUGGUGGAGAAAUUGAUGAGCAAGCAAACUCCGAAAUUUGGGAGGGCAAUAGGGCAUGGACUAUACGCUUCCUGGUGGGAUUUCUACCUUCGUGCCUCCUCGACGCCACAAGGCCACAGCGAUGUUGGCUAUUUCGCCAGAAGACGGCAAAGGGAUGUAGAGAACCUCACUCGCAUCGCUACUCAGCAAUCCCCUUGA
This is a messenger RNA of Penicillium subrubescens, 462 nucleotides long. Its product is annotated as 1-acyl dihydroxyacetone phosphate reductase. Bases 1 to 462 code for a protein of 153 amino acids. The record is from RefSeq and is a predicted model, not a curated record. The transcript is spliced from 3 exons. Lineage: Eukaryota; Fungi; Ascomycota; Eurotiomycetes; Eurotiales; Aspergillaceae.